AGGCAUUCAUUAGUUCCCAACCAUCACUGCUGCGCUCUCGGAAUUUGUAUGAAUGGAGCUAUAGGUUGAAGAGUAGCCCACCGUUGCUCAGAACUGUGGACCAGUAAUGCUUUGGGUUUAAGAUUCAACCUCUACCGUUUUGAUUUAAAGUCAAGGAAGGUAUUUUUCUUCCUGAACUUGUAUCUGUCUACAAAAAAAUAACUUUCCUCAACCACCAGAUAAACUGCGUCGCUGAGAAGUGACCCCCAGUCGCUGGAACACUGAGAUGAACUCGCUUUAAUUUCGACAAAUAGGCUACAUAAACAACUGUGGAUAUUUGUGCGCAAUUUUUAAAAUUGCGUUUAACUCUUUUGCUUUAACUAGUACGCUUGUUCCAGACUGCGAAAACUACUCUAAAGAACAGCGGGGCGCGUCAUUGUGCGGUGUCCAGAGCCAAAACUUAAGCCUACUCAUAGAAACUGAGGGGUUGGAUUCCGAGUUGAUCCUUCUCUUCUCCAAAGGGGUUCUGUUGUACCCAGGAAAUUUUACGUCCGAGAUGCAUUGGAAGAAUAUUGCGCUGCGAGUUUGGACUCUCAUCUUACUCGUAAAGGUCACGCUGGGGGAUACCUGUGCCAGUGGCCGCUUCACAGAUUCGGGGGAUUGCUGUAAGCUGUGCCCAGCAGGGCAUGGCGUGGCAGUGGGAUGCGGGCAUGAAAACACACAGUGCCAAGCUUGCCAGAAGGGACUGACCUUUUCUGCCUCCGAAGGCCUCUCCCCGUGCCGGCCCUGCGCCCGCUGUCCCUUCGGCAUCCCCGAAACGGCGGCCUGCGGCGCGUCCCAGGACACGCGGUGCGACUGCGAGGAGGGCUUCUACCUGUGGCGCGAGGAGAACAGCACGGCCUGCGCCCCCUGCUCCCUCUGCGGGCCGGGCCAGGGCGUGGCGCGGGCCUGCGGUCCCCACGGCGACACCGCCUGCCAGCCCUGCGGCCCGGGCACCUUCACCGAGGAGCGGCGCUCCGCCAAGCCCUGCCAGCGCUGCUCCGCCUGCCAGGAGAACGAGGUGGAGAUCCGGCCCUGCCAGCCCAACUCCAACACGCUCUGCAUGGAGAGGAAGCUGCACAUACUGUCCCGCCCUGCUGAAUCUGACGGCGAAGAGGCUAGCCCUACCCCCCGAGGCCCAAAAUUCACCCCCCCGGAGGAAGGAGGGAACAGCAUCAUCCCGGUCUACGUGUCCUUGCUAGCUGCCGUGGUGCUGGGGCUUCUGUUCUACGUCGCCUACAAGUGCUGGACGUCCUGUAAGCAGAAGCAGGCUUUGGGAAAGGCGCGGGCGGGAGAACUGGGCGUGGCCUCUGAGGGAGAGAAACUGCACAGCGACAGCGGGGUGUUCCUGGACUCUCACAGCCUCGGGGACGGCCAGCCCAGCAAAGGUAGCAAGCGGGACAGCAAGCUGGACGGCCGGCUCUACCUGAACGUGCCCCCGCACAGGCAGCAGGAGGUGGAGAGUCUGCUGAAGGAGGGAGAGGGGCGGGGCUGGAGGCAGCUGGCCGCCCAGCUCGGGUACGAGCAGGAGCGGGCGGACGUGUUCGGGCGAGGCGAGGACCCCGUUCACACCCUGCUGUCCCACUGGGCGGGGCAGGAAGGGUCCACACUGGGCGUGCUCUGCUCCGCCCUGACCAGAAUCGAGCGGGUGGACGUGGUCAGCGUGCUCAUGGCUCCCGCCCAGGGCAGCUCUGUGGUCUGAGCCCCAGAAACCCCCCCACUGCCCCGCCCCCCAGAUUGACAGACUAAGGGCUGGGCCUAUGAGCCUGGCCACAGCUGUGGGGGAGGGGCGCCGGACUGCGCCACUCGAACUUCUGAAAGCAGGAACUAUGCCAGCUAUUAAAAAGGAGCCGUUGACCAUCGGUCCAGUCACUCCAGCAUCACCAGUCUUCAGAAGGCAAUGUAAGAACUCGGGGCAUUCCAUUCAAUCGGAGGCCCCGAUUGGUUGGAGGGAUCCCCUUCGUCUGAGAGACACAUCAGCAAAUACAUCCUUCCUUCAAAGCUAUUCCUUCAUCUACUCAAGCCCAUUGA
Molecule: messenger RNA, 2049 nt
Organism: Anguilla anguilla (European eel)
Lineage: Eukaryota; Metazoa; Chordata; Actinopteri; Anguilliformes; Anguillidae
Gene: nradd
Product: neurotrophin receptor associated death domain
Exons: 6
Coding region: 536-1720 (394 amino acids)
Biological process (GO): Rho protein signal transduction
Cellular component (GO): cell surface; plasma membrane
Molecular function (GO): nerve growth factor binding; death receptor activity; coreceptor activity
Source: RefSeq, a predicted model, not a curated record